Messenger RNA from Anopheles darlingi, 735 nucleotides. RefSeq lists its product as uncharacterized. The coding region runs from base 1 to 735 and encodes 244 amino acids. The record is from RefSeq and is a predicted model, not a curated record. NCBI's taxonomy places the organism in Eukaryota, Metazoa, Arthropoda, Insecta, Diptera, Culicidae. The transcript has 2 exons.
AUGGCAAUCUCGGGAGGAUACGCUAGAGCAACAUUAAUCGUUAUCCUUGUGGUUACUGCAGUGCAGGCAGAACUAUCUUCAGAUGAAUCGCAGCAGGGAUCGGCGAACAGCGAGGUGACCGCAAGGCAAAGAGGUCCUUUCCAUUCUUCAAUUUAUCCCUUUGGUUGGGGCUGGGGAAUUGCAGCCUUCGUGAUUGCGGUCGUUAAAGGAGCAAUCUGGCUGGGUAUCAUUAUGAUUUGGGCAUUUUUCAAAGGCUUCCCGGCCAAACAUGGUUGUGCGCCAAUCAUCUUGAGGGAACCGUAUUACCCGGAGCAUCAUCACCACCACGAAGAGAUCGUCUGGGAUGAUCCACACCACCACCGACGCUCCAUUCGGGAAGCGGUGCGACCAGGCGAGGAAUCCGAUCUCCUCCUCACCGACAUGAUGACCGAUCUCGCCUUCAGUUUUCUCGGAGUGCACACCAGGCACUGCCGGAAGCGAUUCGUGUGUGAGGUGGACGUUCGGGCGAAGGAUGAUUAUCUGCUUAAGCUCGGCACCCGUAUGCUCGGAGUGGACAUUUUCCGGAAGUACAGAUCGGCGGAAGAUGUAGCAGCAGACAGCAUGGAACAGUGCGCUAAGCUCUAUCCACAGUGCAAAGCGAAGGGAGAUUCGAUUACUUUUAAUGUGUUCGACGGUCAAAGUAAUGGGCAGAUCGAUGACUAUGAUGAAGCAGUCACAGAACAGGAUAACAGUUAG